AUGGAACGUGCUGCCAAAAGACAAAAGAAAAGAGAAGAAAAUGAGAAAACAAAAAAGGGAACAUUCAGAAGCGUAAGAAAAACACUGAAAAAGAGGAUGCUUAAUUUUGACGAUAGUUCUGAUUCAAAUGUGGAUGGUGUUUUUGCUGACAGUGAAACUGCUACUAUUUCGUCAAUGCAGAAAUGUGGGAGACUUUGGAAAUGGCCUGAAAAAGUGGAUCAAUUGGGCUAUGAAUGGGAAUAUGUGUUGUUCCAUAUUGACGAGCCAUUAAAAAUGAGUCAGACAAGAAAUGUAUACACGGUUCCCGAACUAGAAUAUUUAUGGAACUAA
This is a messenger RNA of Pieris macdunnoughi, 330 nucleotides long. Lineage: Eukaryota; Metazoa; Arthropoda; Insecta; Lepidoptera; Pieridae. The record is from the annotation of a GenBank genome assembly.